Messenger RNA from Protobothrops mucrosquamatus (brown spotted pit viper), 724 nucleotides. RefSeq names its product proteasome subunit alpha type-2-like. Gene Ontology annotation, cellular component: proteasome core complex, alpha-subunit complex; proteasome core complex. The transcript has 8 exons. Gene Ontology annotation, biological process: ubiquitin-dependent protein catabolic process. Lineage: Eukaryota; Metazoa; Chordata; Lepidosauria; Squamata; Viperidae. The record is from RefSeq and is a predicted model, not a curated record. Bases 1 to 702 code for a protein of 233 amino acids.
AUGAGGCCACAGAACAAGCCGGGCGGCGUUUUUUUCAGCCCUUCUGGAAAGCUUGUUCAAAUUGAGUAUGCUUUGGCAGCUGUUGCAGCAGGAGCCCCAUCAGUUGGGAUUAAAGCUGCAAAUGGUGUGGUACUAGCAACAGAGAAAAAGCAGAAAUCUAUACUGUAUGAUGAACGAAGUGUACACAAAGUGGAACCUAUUACCAAACACAUAGGCUUGGUAUAUAGUGGCAUGGGCCCUGAUUACAGAGUACUUGUUCAUAAAGCACGUAAAUUGGCUCAGCAGUACUACUUGGUUUAUCAUGAGCCUAUUCCAACAGCUCAGCUGGUGCAGAGGAUUGCUUCUUUGAUGCAACAAUACACACAAUCUGGGGGUGUACGUCCUUUUGGAGUCUCAUUGUUAAUAUGUGGAUGGAAUGAGGGGCGACCAUAUUUAUUCCAGUCUGAUCCAUCUGGGGCAUACUUUGCAUGGAAAGCAACUGCAAUGGGAAAAAACUAUGUAAAUGGAAAAACAUUCCUUGAGAAAAGAUACAGUGAAGAUUUAGAGCUUGAAGAUGCUAUUCAUACUGCUAUCUUGACAUUAAAGGAAAGUUUUGAAGGACAAAUGACUGAAGAUAACAUAGAAGUUGGUAUCUGUAAUGAGGCAGGAUUUAGAAGACUCACUCCAACUGAGGUUAAGGAUUAUCUGGCUGCAAUCGCCUAAUCUGGGUUGAUGAGAACAUACA